Molecule: messenger RNA, 162 nt
Organism: Symbiodinium sp. CCMP2592
Lineage: Eukaryota; Dinophyceae; Suessiales; Symbiodiniaceae
Source: the annotation of a GenBank genome assembly
AUGGAGGUGAAGGUGGACGCGGCGCUUCUGAGCCGCUUGCACAGGCGAGCCAAAGCUGCUUGCGACAGGCGCCAAGAAUCCGCGGACCUUCGCGUUACAGCCGACUGGCUCCGAUGCGCCGCGAAGCGAAGAGGCCGAGCUUCGCGGAAAAGGGGACUCUAG